This is a messenger RNA of Amborella trichopoda, 2524 nucleotides long. RefSeq names its product UDP-sugar pyrophosphorylase (gene USP). The record is from RefSeq and is a predicted model, not a curated record. Gene Ontology annotation, molecular function: UDP-N-acetylglucosamine diphosphorylase activity. Lineage: Eukaryota; Viridiplantae; Streptophyta; Magnoliopsida; Amborellales; Amborellaceae. Gene Ontology annotation, biological process: UDP-N-acetylglucosamine biosynthetic process.
CUUAUAUUUUGAUAGGGCUGGAGACCUAUCAAACCAAAAUAUUUUUCAUUAUGAGAACAAGCAAAUAUCGGGAUUAGUUACAGGACGUACGGAGUUUACCAGUUUCCCCUCACUCAGCGUCUCCAUACCACUAUUCAUUAUCUGCUUCAAUUUUAAGCAAAAAAAAAAUCAUUGCUGCUCUUUUGCUCUCCAACUGAUUGGGUGAGGAAGUAGACCUGGUUUAAGCAAUUCCUCCUUCUUUCCCCUGGAUCUGAAACUUCGCAACAACUGUGAGCACGCGUGAAGAUAUCUUUUUUCGGUUCUUGGGUUUAUUUGUUGAAUUUGCAGUAUCCAUCCAAUUUUGAUAUACAAUCCAAUUUGGAGAGAGAGAGAAUCACAUCAAUGGCGGGAACAGCUUCAGAAGAGCUGGCUAAGUUGAAGAUCGAUGAAGGAUCAUCAGAUAACGGUUGGGCGCCACCCAAUUUGCAGAAGAAUCUUGCCCUUCUUUCUGGAGAUCAGAUUGAACUUGCAAAAAUGUUGAUGGGAGAGAACCAAGGUCACCUUUUUGCACAUUGGCCAGAGCCAGGUGUUGAUGAUGAAGCUAAACAACUCUUUGUCAAGCAGGUAGAGAAACUUGAUUCUAGCUAUCCAGGAGGCUUGAUCUCCUACAUCCGGAAUGCUAGAAAACUGCUAGCAGAUUCGAAAGCUGGGAAAAAUCCAUAUUAUGGCUUUACUCCUUCAGUACCAUCAGGGGAGGUUCUGACAUAUGGGAAUGAAACUUUCAUCAAAUUUGAGGAGGCGGGUAUUAAAGAAGCAAGGAAUACAGCAUUUGUUCUAGUCGCAGGAGGACUUGGCGAGCGACUUGGUUACAAGGGAAUUAAGUUAGCUCUUCCUUCAGAAACAACAACUGGGACCUGUUUCUUACAACAUUAUAUAGAAGCAAUAUUGGCUUUGCAAAAUGCCAGCUCUAGGAUGGCAGAAGGCAAAUGCCAAUCUCAGAUUCCCUUAGCCAUUAUGACCUCAGAUGACACACAUGCACAAACUUUGAAGCUUUUAGAAUCAAAUGCUUAUUUUGGGAUGCAGCAAACUCAAGUGAAACUUCUUAAGCAGGAAAAGGUAGCAUGCUUAGGAGAUAAUGAUGCUAGACUUGCCUUAGACCCUUCUGAUAAAUAUAAAAUCCAGACAAAGCCACAUGGCCAUGGUGAUGUGCAUGCACUACUUUAUUCUAGUGGUGUGCUGACCUCAUGGCAUAGUGCAGGUGUAAAAUGGGUUUUGUUCUUCCAAGAUACAAAUGGGUUACUCUUUAAGGCAAUCCCAGCUUCAUUGGGAGUUAGUUCCAUUAAAGGCUAUCAUGUAAAUUCACUUGCUGUGCUUCGCAAAGCGAAAGAAGCAAUUGGAGGAAUUACCAAGCUUACUCAUAAAGAUGGGAGAUCAAUGGUGAUUAAUGUGGAGUACAAUCAACUUGAUCCUUUACUUCGUGCUACUGGACAUGCUGAUGGAGAUGUGAAUGACGAAACAGGAUUUUCUCCAUACCCAGGAAAUAUAAACCAGUUGAUACUUCAGCUUGAACCAUACAUUGAAGAACUCAAAAAGACAAAUGGUGCAAUCGAAGAGUUUGUUAAUCCCAAAUACAAAGAUUCUAGCAAGACAGCAUUUAAAUCAUCUACACGAUUGGAGUGUAUGAUGCAGGAUUAUCCAAAGUCGCUAGAUCCAUCAGCUAGGGUUGGAUUUACUGUGAUGGAUACUUGGCUUGCAUAUGCACCUGUGAAAAACAAUCCUGAAGAUGCUGCUAAGGUGCCAAAGGGAAAUCCUUACCACAGUGCCACAUCGGGAGAAAUGGCUAUCUACAGAGCAAACAGUCUUAUCCUUAGAAAGUCGGGUGCCGAGAUUGCAGAUCCUAAGGUGGAGACAUUCAAUGGACAAGAGGUGGAAGUGUGGCCUCGUAUUGUUUGGAACCCUCAUUGGGCAUUAACAUCCUCAGAUGUAAAGAGAAAACUCAGUGGAAGUUGUCAGGUUUCUCAACAAUCUACUCUGGUCAUCAAAGGCUCUGACGUCCUUGUUGAGAAGCUAUCUCUGGAUGGGACACUUGUAGUUAAGGCUACUGAAGGUGCAGAGGUGAAAAUUUGUGCGAGUGUGAAAAACCAAGGUUGGCACCUCAAACCUGUUGAUUACAAAGACGAUUCGGUGGCUGAGGAAAUAAGAACAAGAGGUUUCAGGAUCGAGAAGAUCAAUCAGAUAGAACUUACCUAUGACAAACCUGGGAAAUUCACCUUCACAUCAUGAUAAUUGUUGUUUGCUAUAUCUGACAGUUAUCAUAUUUGAUUUGUUUGCAUUAGUCUGGGGUUUUGAUAAGAAACAAUAAGUACCAUAGUGAACUGUAGCGAAGUUUAGAAUAAUUUCCAAUUCAUUGACUGAUUUUGGGAAUCAUUUCCUUGUUUUUUAGAAAUAAAUGUUUCCUUAUUAUCAAUCCAUGUGUAAUGGGAAAGCUCUCCAUUUUAGAGCAUGUCAAUAAUAGUAGUUUGGCAGAAACCAGGUGUUUCGUUGA